CUUUGCACUCUCUUUUUCUCUAAUCUCUGUGUUUUGGGUUUCUAGAGAGAGAGACAGAGGAGAGAGAGACAGAGUUUUGGAAUUGGGAUUUGGGGAUGUGGAAUUUGAAUUGAAUUUGGUGGCGUUUUUUCUCUUUUUCUCUCUGUCUCAACUGUCGCCCCCGUGUUCAACUCGCGUGCAGGCCCAGCACUACUUGACAGACGAAGCCAAACACAAAGACGAAGAGAGAGAGAUAGAGAGAGAGGAGAGAGAGAGAGGGGAGAGAGAAAGCAAAGCAGAAAAAUAAAAAAUUCUAAAAGCCUUUCCCUUUUUCCUUUUCUUCUUCUUCUUCUUCCGUUUCCCGAUUCAUCAAAAUUUGUAAGCUUUGAUUGCCCUCUCUCCAGAUCUCCAGGUCACAAUCUGUGAUCCCCCUCAGAACCCACCUUUAAAACGACCGCGUUUUGCUGCCCUUCGUCUUCCUCCUCGCAUUCGAUUCGAUUCUUGAGGUGCCCGGCUAUCAGUCAUGGAGGUGCUGAACCUGUGAAGUAAUAUGGAAGUUGUGGUUACGCCAAUAACAACAACAACAACGAGUGGAAGAAGAUGACGCUUUACAUUGGCCGCGAGUCGUCAAAGCUCUGGAAGAGAAUCUGCGCCGAGGUAGUCACCGAGAUCAAUCUCCUCGCCGCGAAUUGGAAGUAUCUUCUCGCCGGUCUAGUUUUUCAGUACAUACAUGGUCUAGCUGCUCGAGGAGUUCAUUAUAUACAUCGGGCAGGGCCAACACUCCAGGAUGCUGGUUUCUUUCUUCUUCCGGAACUUGGGCAGGACAGAGCCUAUAUCAGUGAGACCCUUUUCACCUUCAUCUUCUUAUCUUUUGUAUUGUGGAGCUUCCAUCCUUUCAUUUUCAAGGGCAAAAAGUUUUACACAGUUCUCCUUUGGUGUAGAGUUUUAGCGUUCUUAUCGGCUUCUCAAUUUCUCCGGAUUAUCACUUUCUAUUCCACCCAGCUUCCCGGUCCAAAUUACCAUUGUCGAGAGGGUUCUAAACUUGCCAGGCUGCCUCCUCCGGAAAGUGUAUUAGAAGUCUUCUUGAUCAUUCCGCAUGGUGUACUUUAUGGUUGUGGUGAUUUGAUUUUCUCAUCACACAUGAUAUUUAGUCUAGUCUUUGUGCGCACUUAUCAGAAAUACGGUACACAAAGGUUUAUAAAGCAGUUAGCCUGGUUACUCGUUGUGAUCCAGAGUUUAUUGAUUGUGGCAUCCCGCAAACAUUACACAGUUGAUGUUGUUGUUGCAUGGUAUACUGUUAAUUUGGUCGUAUUCUUUAUCGACAAGAAAUUGGCAGAAUUACCUGACCGGACCAGCGGAGCUGCAUCUCUCUUGUUACCGCUAAGCACAAAGGACAAGGAUGGAAAGACCAAAGAAGAGAACCACAAGCUAUUGAAUGGAAUCGUUGGAGACCCUGCUGAUCGGAGGCAAAGAACUCAAGUGAACGGCAAGACUCUUGAUGAUGUAAACACAGUACACACCGAUGCUACUAUGAACGGUGCAUAGAAACGGAAGGAUUGUCGCUGCUACAAGGUGAUUUGACAUGAUUUGUUUAAUAGGGCCCUGGGUUUGAAUGGUUAUGUAUCGUGUGCGUACGGGUUCUGUGCUGGAAACACAUGACGUGAUUUGUAUUCUAAUGGAAAUGGAAUUUGGUUUAGUUUUCGCUUUUUGCA
This is a messenger RNA of Malus domestica (apple), 1691 nucleotides long. Its product is annotated as phosphatidylinositol:ceramide inositolphosphotransferase 2. Gene Ontology annotation, molecular function: ceramide cholinephosphotransferase activity; inositol phosphoceramide synthase activity; sphingomyelin synthase activity. NCBI's taxonomy places the organism in Eukaryota, Viridiplantae, Streptophyta, Magnoliopsida, Rosales, Rosaceae. Gene Ontology annotation, cellular component: trans-Golgi network; endoplasmic reticulum membrane; Golgi membrane. Gene Ontology annotation, biological process: ceramide biosynthetic process. The record is from RefSeq and is a predicted model, not a curated record.